Messenger RNA from Wyeomyia smithii (pitcher-plant mosquito), 1591 nucleotides. It is a transcript of the gene Atg6, whose product is annotated as beclin-1-like protein. Bases 207 to 1481 code for a protein of 424 amino acids. Lineage: Eukaryota; Metazoa; Arthropoda; Insecta; Diptera; Culicidae. The transcript is spliced from 3 exons. The record is from RefSeq and is a predicted model, not a curated record. Gene Ontology annotation, cellular component: phosphatidylinositol 3-kinase complex, class III, type II; phosphatidylinositol 3-kinase complex, class III, type I; phagophore assembly site. Gene Ontology annotation, biological process: cellular response to nitrogen starvation; autophagy; late endosome to vacuole transport.
ACAAAACAACACAGUGUUGUAUAAAGUUCAUGAUUGCCGUGAUUGCUGAGUCAAACAAUUUUCUUAUUCGACGCAAACAAGUUCAAUCUUUCUAAAAUUGUUUAUAAAAUAUUCAUUUAUCUAUAUGUGAAGUGUGAACGUUAUCUUCAAUUAAUUAAAGCAUAACGACAACAAAAAAAGCAGGAAACAUUGUCUGCGGGAGAAUUAUGAACGACCCAAAGGUCAGUGUAAGCUUUUCCUGCCAGCGAUGUCUACAGCCGAUCCAUGUAGAUGACUCCUUUGCCGCUCUUGGGGAACAUACGCUGGCCGAAUUGGCACUUCCCAUCAAUUCCCAUAUCGAGGUGGAUAUUGAGUCACAAUCGGCCAGUUUGGAUCACUUCGUGCCACCGUUCCGAUUCGCUGAAAGUAGUGGAAAUGAUACCAAUGGAUUUAUGCUCCUAUCGGACGGGCCAGAUCGCGAAUCACUCAGCCAGAAUUUGCGGGUGAAGGCCGAACUGUUCGAUGCGUUAUCCAGCAAUUCCGAAAUUGAUCAUCCGUUGUGUGACGAGUGCACUGACACUCUACUGGAGCUGAUGGAUAAACAGUUGAAAAUGGCCGAGGACGAGUGGAAUGAUUAUAAUAACUAUCUAAAGAAGUUGGAGAUGACCGAUGAUGUGCCGAACAUCGAUCUACUCGAGAAGGAAUUGGUAGAUCUGAAAGAUGAGGAGGAACGACUGCUGCAGGAGCUGGCGGAAAUGACUCGCGAGGAAGAUGCUAUAAAGCUAGCAGUGAAAGAGCAGGAGACAGAAAAACAACGAUUAAGUAACGAGGAGGAAAAAUACUGGCGGGAAUACACUAAACAUCGACGGGACGUUAUAACCACCGAAGAUGAGUUUCGAUCACUCGAAUGCCAAAUGACCUACGCUCAGGUCCAGCUAGAUAAGCUUAAGAAAACCAACGUGUUUAAUGUGACGUUUCACAUCUGGCACUCUGGUCACUUCGGGACAAUCAACAAUUUUCGGCUAGGUCGGCUGCCCUCGGCUCCCGUCGAUUGGUCUGAAAUAAACGCUGCAUGGGGACAGACCUGCCUACUGCUGUCGGCACUGGCGAGGAAAAUGAACUUAACCUUCAAAAAUUAUCGGUUAGUACCGUACGGUAAUCAUUCGCACAUCGAAGUAUUGGGCGAGGCCAAAGAACUUCCGCUCUACGGAAGUGGAGGUUUUCGCUUCUUCUGGGAUACAAAAUUCGAUGCUGCGAUGGUGGCAUUUCUGGAUUGCCUGCAACAGUUUAAAGAGGAGGUCGUGAAAAAAGAUCCGGAUUUCUGUCUGCCCUAUCGGAUGGAGAAAGGAAAAAUCGAGGAUUCGGCUACAGGAAACAGCUAUUCGAUAAAGAUCCAAUUUAACUCCGAGGAGCAAUGGACAAAAGCUUUGAAAUUUCUGCUGACAAAUCUGAAGUGGGGUUUAACGUGGGUGUCCUCUCAGUUCACCGACGAUAAGCACUAGUCCGGUUGUGCUUGUUUAAUAAAUCGUGAGCACAUGUAUUUAAGUUUGAAGAUGUAUAUUUUACGCGUAGAAACUUGUUAAUAAAAUUCAAUAUAGAAGUUCGAAAAAUA